Molecule: messenger RNA, 2938 nt
Organism: Physella acuta
Lineage: Eukaryota; Metazoa; Mollusca; Gastropoda; Physidae
Product: ankyrin repeat domain-containing protein 50
Molecular function (GO): protein binding
Source: RefSeq, a predicted model, not a curated record
AUGUGUUUAAUACAAAAAGGCUGUAUUCUGAAUCAACAAGACCACCAAGGUAGGGAUGCAUUGAUGCUAGCUUCCAUACAUGGACACGAUGGUGUUGUAAAGCUGUUAAUAGAUGCAAAUUAUGAUGUUAAUCGAGUUCAAAUAGAUAAGAAAAAUGCUUUCAUACUAGCAUCAGAAAAGGGAUAUGAAAAAGUUGUUGAAAUAUUUAGGAACGCAGAUGAAAAUCUGUUUCGUAAAUUUGGUUUUGAAUCAUUUAUAAUAGCGUCCAAAAAUGGAUACGAAAACCUUGUAAAAUUUUUUCUUCAAAAUAGAAUUGAUGUCAACAAGCUUGAAUGUGACGGGACUACUGCUUUAAUGCACGCUGCUGAUAACGGAAAAGCCAAUGUUGUGGAGUUGUUACUGCAGAGUGGAGCAAAUGCAGACGACGUCUCGUUGGGCGGAAAAAAUGCACUGAUGUGUUCGAUGGUAAAAGGAGACCAAAAAACAGUUGAACUUCUUGUAAAGGAAACGAGUAAUCUUAAUGCUGUGGACAAUCAAGGACGCAAUGCUUUAAUGUUUGCGGCUAUUAACGGACACACGCUAGUUAUUGAAAUAUUAAUAAACAGCGGUGUUGAUUCAAAUAGUUGUGCUGAUAAUGGAAUGAAUGCGUUAAUGUAUGCGUCACAAGGAGGAAAAGAACAAACAGUCAAACUUCUUCUAGAGAAAAAGACUGAUCCGAAUGCUGUGAAUAACCAAGGACGAAACGCAUUAAUGAUUGCAGCUAUAAAAGGUCAUGUAAACAUUAUUGAACUGUUAAUUAACAAUAGUAAUAAUACGGAUACUUGUGACAAUAAUGGAAUGAAUGCAUUAAUGCUAGCGGCAGAAAACAAUCAGCAGCAGGCUGUCAAUUAUCUAGUAGAGAAAAUUAUCUACCCAUAUAGCGUUAACAAGGAGGGACGCAAUUCUUUAAUGAUAGCCUCUUCGAAAGGCUACAAUGACGUAGUCGUAAGUUUAAUAAACAGAGGAUUCGACGUAAAUUUGAGGGACCAUUGUGGUUUUAGUGCUUUAAUGUUAGCUUGUCAACGUAGAAAAAAGUCAACGGUAGAACAUCUUCUACCUGAAGUUGACAUGCAUAUCAACGACGCAAACAUAUAUGGGUUUACUAGCCUAAUGUUAGCAACACAAGAAGGACACGAAGAUAUUGUAGUAAUACUGCUACAAAACCAUAAGAUUAACAUUAAUGCCGUUGAAAAUGAUGGAUGGGAUGCGUUAAUGAUAGGAAUUUAUAUGGGACGUUUAACAAUAGCAAGGUUAUUGUUGAAACAAAAUGCAAUCAUUCAAGUAGAUAAAUGUAAAUGGAAUGCCUUAAUGAUUGCAGCUGAACAGGGACACGAUGAAAUUGUGGAAAAUAUAUUGCAAAAAUCACAGACUACUGCAAAUUAUUUUAACAGUGAUGGUUUUAACGCUUUAAUGCUGGCCUCAAAAAACUGGCAUUACAAAUGUGUACCAUUGUUAGUUAAAAAAUCAGAUGUUAACGCAGUUGGAAGAGGUGGAUUGACCGCCUUAAUGUUAGCAGCACAGAAUGGAAAUAUAGAGACAGCAAAGUUACUUUUAUCUGCAGAAGGUGAUGUAGAGGCGAUAGACCAACAUGGAUACAACGCAUUAAUGAUAGCUUCCCAGAAUGGCAAAGCAGAGAUAGUACGAUUACUUAUACAAUACAAGUGUAACGUUGAUGCAGUGAAUAAGAUAAAUGGUUGUACUGCGCUAAUGUUAGCGUCGAAAUAUGGUCAUCACAGCAUAAUACAAAUGCUGGUAGAAAACAAAUGUGAUGUAAAAGCAAUAACAAAGUAUGGUGUUAGUGCACUAGAUUUGGCAAAAUCUAAAAAAAUUGAGUAUGACCUGAAAAAUAGAGGAUGUAACCUUUCAAACAGCUUGAAGUUUUCAAACGAUGAACUUAAAAUAAUUUCUUCUACAUACGAAGUACAAAGAUAUAAUAGUUUAAACCUGAAAGAUAAGGAAAAGCUGUUUUCUAAAUAUGCCCAGUGUGGGGACAAUGGUAAAGUGAAAGAAAAUAUAUGGAAUUCUGAAAAUGUAAAUGUAGUGUAUCUAAUACACUGUCAGGUAUGCGGUAAAAGAUACGUCGGGCAAACUAAAAAUAAUGUUCUUCUCAGAAUGAAUCAACAUUUGAAAAAUAUAACAGAUAACAUAACUAAUGGAAAAAAUGAACUUUUGUACAUACACUUUUCUAGAAUUCACGAGAUUAAAGACUUCAGAUUUUGUAUACUUGAACAUUGUCAAGAGUAUGAUAAUAUUGCGCAAUUGGAGCAGAACUAUAUUAAACAACUAAAAACAUUGAAGCCGAAUGGUCUUAACAUGAGAAACGCAAUCAGACAAGACUAAACAGACUAUAUAAACCUUUAACACAUGAGAAGAGUAUGUGGAGAGGAAUGUGGGAGCUGGUCUUAGAGAAGUGUAGCAGAUCAUUUGUCUGUAGUUUGUGUGCAGUUAGCGCAGUUAGAAAUUGGGAACUGAACGAAGUCCCAAUAGAGAUACAUCAACGUAAAUUUGUUGAAAUUUGUGCAUAAUACUUUACGACUCAAAUUUCAUUUUUGUAAUGCUUCAUUGUUAUUUGAAAAAUAGAAGGUAUUGUAUUUUCCAUUUUUUUUUUGUAAAACGCUAAAUUAGAUAACCCAAAUAAGGUGAACUACUGUUAAAUAUGUCGGCCCCUUUAUGCUCAUUAUAGUCCUUAUAUAAUAUUGCUUAAUGUCAAACAAAAAUAUUAUAUAAAACCAUGUACAGAGACGUGAGAAACGAUUAUAAUGAAUGCUUUUUUACGCUACUUUGAAGCUUAUAAAAAGAUUGUUAUUAUUAAUGCACACAGUACAUACAUUCAUUUAUAAUUAAAAUCGCAAGUAAGAAUUAUUACAUUUAAAUAGCUAGAUAAUCUUGCAAACAAAAA